Molecule: messenger RNA, 1617 nt
Organism: Globicephala melas (long-finned pilot whale)
Lineage: Eukaryota; Metazoa; Chordata; Mammalia; Artiodactyla; Delphinidae
Gene: PDLIM4
Product: PDZ and LIM domain 4
Biological process (GO): muscle structure development; actin cytoskeleton organization; heart development
Cellular component (GO): Z disc; adherens junction; stress fiber
Molecular function (GO): muscle alpha-actinin binding; actin binding
Source: RefSeq, a predicted model, not a curated record
GGCGGCGGCGGCGGCGACUCCUCAGUGUCCGGCUCAAGCUCCGGCCGCAGCUCCGGCUCGCGAUGCCCCACUCCGUGACCCUGCGCGGCCCUUCGCCCUGGGGCUUCCGCCUGGUGGGCGGCCGGGACUUCAGCGUACCCCUCACCAUCUCGCGGGUCCAUGCUGGCAGCAAGGCUGCCCUGGCUGCACUGUGCCCUGGAGACCUGAUCCAGGCCAUCAAUGGUGAGAGCACAGAGCUCAUGACACACCUGGAGGCACAGAACCGCAUCAAGGGCUGCCAUGACCACCUCAUACUCUCCGUGAGCAGGCCUGAAGGCAGGAGCUGGCCCAAUACCCCAGAGGACAGCAAGGCUCAGGCACACAGGAUCCACAUCGAUCCCGAGGCCCAGGAUGGCAGUCCAGCGACAAGCAGGUGGCCCUCAGCCACGGGGCUCGGGCCAGAAGAUGGCAGGCCAGGCCUGGGAUCUCCUUACGGGCAGUCACCUCGCCUCCCAGUCCCUCACAAUGGCAGCAGCAGUGAGGCUACUUUACUGGCCCAGUUGGGCACCCUGCACGUGUCUCCACCCCACAGCACUGACCUGGCCAGAGGCCUUUCGCGGAGCCGCGACUGCGGAGUAGACCUGGGCUCAGAGGUGUACAGGAUGCUUCGGGAGUCGGCCGAGCCGACGGCUGCGGAGCCCAAGCAGUCAGGCUCCUUCCGCUACUUGCAGGGCAUGCUAGAGGCCGGCGAGGGCGGGGAACGGCCCGGGCCUGGCGGCCCCCGGAACCUCAAGCCCACGGCGGGCAAGCUAGGCGCUCCGCUGAGCGGCCUGCAGGGGCUGCCUGAGUGCACGCGCUGCGGCCACGGCAUCGUGGGUACCAUCGUCAAGGCGCGGGACAAGCUCUACCACCCCGAGUGCUUCAUGUGCAGCGACUGCGGCCUGAACCUCAAGCAGCGCGGUUACUUCUUUCUGGACGACCGGCUCUACUGCGAAAGCCACGCCAAGGCGCGCGUCAAGCCGCCCGAGGGCUACGACGUGGUGGCGGUGUACCCCAAUGCCAAGGUGGAACUCGUCUGAGCCGCUCCCGGAACCUCCCAUCCCCGCCUCUGCUUUUUUUAAUGGCCCCGCGCACCCGUGUAAAUAUGUUUACGCCCUGCCUCUCUAAUAAAUUCCCUCUGCUUGACCUCAACCGUGUCGGUGCCCUGGCCUGCCUCCCUCCAGCACAGGCCAUGGCUCCUGAGUGCUACACCUGUUCAGGUGCCAAGCAUUUUCUUAGGCACUGGGUGCAAGGGGGAGCAAGACAGGUACUGUGGUGCCCUCAAGGAAGCCACAGCCUGGGUGGAUGGCAGACAUGAAUCACAAGGGCAGUCCUGUUAAUAGGGAAGCGAGGUCUGAGGUGCUAGAAGGGGACGUCACGCCAAAGGGUUUGACCUGGAUGGAGUCAGGGAAAGUGUCAGCAGAGAAAUAAGGGAUGAGGGAGGGAAGAGCUCUACAGCGUGAGGAUCUGUGUGCAAAGAUAUGUCAAAGGCGAGCACAGGCAGCAAAGGCCCCGUGUGGGCACCAGCACGAGCGCGGGCGGCCCCUAGCAGCUGCAGGAGGGACUGCCCCGCGGCGGAUAGGACUGGGGAGAUCACCA